Messenger RNA from Parnassius apollo (apollo), 351 nucleotides. The record is from the annotation of a GenBank genome assembly. NCBI's taxonomy places the organism in Eukaryota, Metazoa, Arthropoda, Insecta, Lepidoptera, Papilionidae.
AUGGAUUUCAGAAUUGAAAUUAUGCAAGUCGUAAAUAAAUACUGCAAACGUCGUAAUCCAUUCCACAUCGACCCGUCUCCACAACAAUCUACGUACUCUAAUUUGUCUGUGAACGCAAACAAUAUUGCAUCCCCAGAGUCUCUGUAUUCAUCAAAUUCAUAUAUCGCUACUCCUCGUCAGUACACUGAACCUUCUGUAAACAUUGCUUCUACAUCUACGAGUAACACAUAUUUAGUAGAAUCCCCUGAAGUGUAUCAACGUUUGUACCCAAAUACAUCUACUACAAGUGACAAAACACAGGUGGCUACAUCAUCUAUACAAGCACUGUUAAACCAAAAUUUUAAUAAAUAA